Vollenhovia emeryi is the source of this 477-nucleotide messenger RNA. Its product is annotated as extensin-like. Lineage: Eukaryota; Metazoa; Arthropoda; Insecta; Hymenoptera; Formicidae. The coding region runs from base 1 to 477 and encodes 158 amino acids. The transcript has a single exon. The record is from RefSeq and is a predicted model, not a curated record.
AUGGGCAGGUCGCGACGAGCUGGACGCAAGGUCCAGCUCAGGCGAUUAGCACGAGCGUACGCUACCCCUGGGGUCUUUGACCCCAGGAUUUUCGACAGGCCAACAGGGCCUUGUAAACCCGCGCUCCCUCUUCAUCCCCCUUCUCCAACAAACCGUCCGCUCGCCCCCAGCCACCCACAUCUCCCACUACCGUACAGGCCUCCGGACCCGUGCCCGGCCAGAACGUGGGCUCCGCGCCCUCCCAUUACUCCAGCGCCUAGGCCUCCAACGGCCAGCCUGGGCAGAGCGCCUCCUGCGCCUCAAGAGGACGCGACGAAGAGGCCCACACCGGAACCGAAGGCCCCCCAGCGAAGCCUGGCCCCGCGCACGACGCGACCCUGCAUCGUGCGGAUAGAGGCUCUCCCCCAGAAGAUCAGGAUCGCCCGACGGCCCAGGACCCAGCUCCGAGCCGCCAACGACAUGCCCUCGCUGGGCUAA